AUGAUAAUUGGGGGCGCUAUAAGACGAACGUAUGCUACGUCAAGGCUUUCAGACCCAUGGAAGUCAUUCAAAGGUCCCAGAUGGGCGGUCGCUGUGACGACAGCAGCAGCUGGUUCUGCGAUAUAUUUCAAAUGGAGGCAAUCGGAAGCCAGAGAGCUAUCUCCUGAAUAUUUUACGCCCUAUAGAAUUUCGUUCAAGGAGGACAUUGAUCGUUCACACUUUCUGCUGGAGCUUACUCCAGUUGUUGAGCAGCAACAGAAUCUAUGGGCAAAACUGGGCUGUGAAAAGCUGUGGUCUGUAGAGAUUAAGCAGCCAGAGGUCAUGGUUGUCCGAAAUUAUACACCACUUCCGCUACAGAUGAACAAGGAUAACAAGUCUCUGGAAAUUCUGCAAGACGGUGAACACGCUGGUGGUAAGCUACUCUUCUACAUCAAGCAAUAUGAGCAAGGUGAAGUAGCGAGAUGGCUGCAUAGGCUGCCAGAAAAUCAUAUUGUGGAAUUGCGUGGGCCCUUCAUAGACUACGAGUUCCCGCAUUACAAAUCAGAGAUUAAAAGAGAUCGAAGCUUUCUGAGAUCAAAUGGUUCUGACGAUGAAGGUAAAGAGGAGACAUUUAUAUUCCAACCGUUCGAUAUUGCCAUGUUUACGGCUGGCACAGGCGUCGUUACCGCGCUGCAGCUGCUGUUGACGGAGAACCCCUUCAGAGGAACCAUAGAUUUGUUCUACUCGUGCCAUUCCUACGAUGAACUUGGGCCUCUAGGGACCAUUCUCAGGACCCUCGAAAGGAGCAAUAGAGUGCGGCUUCACGUAAUUGAGUCCCGCAAUCGAUCUUCGAGAGCUGAGAAUCUCAAGAUCAUUUCUAAGUCUAUCCUGCCGCCCUCGCCGUAUACUGGGCAGGUCCCUUACAAGGGCAAAAAAUCCUCGAUCCUCGAGCCUGUAUUAUCACUGGUGUGCGGUCCCGAAGGCUACGUGGCUGCGAUAGCAGGCCCCAAAUAUGAGCCGGCGCAAGGGCCCGUACUUGGACUGCUUGAGAAGAAGCAGUGGACUAGCGACAAUGUUUAUAAACUUUCAUAG
Torulaspora globosa is the source of this 1071-nucleotide messenger RNA. RefSeq names its product oxidoreductase (gene CYC2). Gene Ontology annotation, molecular function: oxidoreductase activity. The transcript has a single exon. The record is from RefSeq and is a predicted model, not a curated record. NCBI's taxonomy places the organism in Eukaryota, Fungi, Ascomycota, Saccharomycetes, Saccharomycetales, Saccharomycetaceae. Bases 1 to 1071 code for a protein of 356 amino acids.